Pantherophis guttatus is the source of this 1715-nucleotide messenger RNA. RefSeq names its product MANSC domain containing 1 (gene MANSC1). NCBI's taxonomy places the organism in Eukaryota, Metazoa, Chordata, Lepidosauria, Squamata, Colubridae. The record is from RefSeq and is a predicted model, not a curated record.
GUUCAGGAAGCGGGGUUGCAUCCGCUCCCGUUACGUGGCUGGGUCGGCUCUGCGUAACGGUUGGGCUCCGUUCAAAAAAGGAAACGGGCCUCCUUUUUUUUUUUUUUCUUGCAAAAGCAGAACGUCGCAUCCGCUGCCGGGUUUCUGGACCGACCCGGGCUCGUGUUCCAGGGAUUCCCCCGGUUCUGCACACGGGGCUUAGCCAGAAAUCUUCCCCUCCGGCUGGAGGAUGGGUGCCUCAUCAGCCCGGUCCCGUCCCGGCCGGAGGAAGGAGCCGCGGUAAAUAAUAACAUCGCUGGGGCUGAAGGAUUUCAAGGAAUGCGGCCAUCUUGGAAAGCUGUACCCUGGGCUUGAAAAAUUCUAUAGGUGUGAAUGAAAAUACCUUUCCAGAGCCCAUCACUCUGAGAGGAAGAAAUGGCUGUCCAGACCACACUGUGCUUGGCCUGGGUAUCAGCAGUGCUGGCUUUGGUCGCGGUAAAACCAUCCCAGACCCAAAAGUGUUCCUCAGAGAAGAUGGAAGACAUGACGAUCGAUAUCCCAGCAGCCUUUUCCAAAGGCAUCAGAGGGACAGAUCCGAUCUAUGCACCAUCUUGGGAAGCCUGUGUGGAGACUUGCUGCUCAGAAAAAAUAGCAGGUGAUAAGACAUGCAACUAUGCGAUCUUUAACACCAAAAUGAAAAGCAGCUCUCCAAAUUGCUAUCAGUUUUAUUUCCCCGCCCAAGAAACCUGUCCUGUAAAACCAGCGUCAGGACUGGUCACGUACAGAAUAAUAGAAGGCAAACAGAUACCCAAACCAGCUCCUUCCUUAAAGAAAGUCCCUCAUUUUACAGUGAACAGAACAGCGUCCCCACAAGCAGCUGGGUUUGGUCUUGCAAGGCCACUGGGUAGACCGGAUUCUUUGCCCAAGACUUCUACGAAAGAGGAAAUCUUUGGCCCUUCAGAUCAUCCCUUAGAGAAAGUAGAUGGAUCCUCCCAGCAUCCCAAAGCUGGAAGGACAGAUGAAGUCGAGACUUUGGGUUCUUCAAUGGUGCCUGAAAACAACAGUACUGCUAGCACCAUCCAACGACCUACUCCUGUUAAACUAUCCCUCGCCACCCUUGACUCUUGGACCAGCAGGACUGCAGCCAUUCAUAGUCGUCCUAGCCACGUCGCUACUCCUGUGCCUUAUGCCAGAAAGACAGAGGCGGCCACUCUCCAGCCAAGCAAGGGCCCUCAUCCCAAACCAACGCUUCCUUCCGAAACUGAUCUUCACCGUUUCAGUUCAUCGUCAUCCGCCCUGCCUACUCCGUCGUCUUCUCCUCGGGGCUCCCACCUUAGUGAUGACGGACGACUUAGUUUGGAAGGCUUCAGCCUUGAUGGCAGCCCAGCCGGGAACGAUUUCUCCCUGCUGAGUGACCAAAGCGUCCUCCUUGCCGCCUUGUUUUUCGGGGUGCUGUUUUUUUUCUUGGCGGUGGUGCUGAUAGGGGGGAAAAUGUUCUGCUCGCGUCAGCCACAGCGCUACACCAGGCUGGACUACUUGAUCAAUGACAUGUACACCAACAUGUGAACGUGAGAGGGACCCGGAGACACCUCCGUGGUCAACGUGGAAGAGUUUGGUUGUCUUGUGGCCUUCAGGGAAAGAAAAAAAAAAUAUGGAUUGAAUUUGCAGUUCUAAUGCAGUUCCGCACACCCAAGUCACAAGGUUCCACCAAUUUCAAAAUAUGUUGCUUUCUCUUA